Molecule: messenger RNA, 880 nt
Organism: Dacryopinax primogenitus
Lineage: Eukaryota; Fungi; Basidiomycota; Dacrymycetes; Dacrymycetales; Dacrymycetaceae
Exons: 4
Coding region: 53-799 (248 amino acids)
Molecular function (GO): RNA binding
Source: RefSeq, a predicted model, not a curated record
CGUACUUUUAUCCUCCUGCUGUUUCCCAUCUCUCCUACCACAAAAUCUAAACAUGUCUACUUUCUCUGUUAACGUUGGGAACCUCUCGCCCACGACCACCGAGCAGGCGCUGCACGAUUUCUUCUCCUUCUGUGGCAAAAUCACCGCCAUCGAGAAGGAGGAGAAGACGGCCAAGAUCUCCUUCGAGAAGGUCUCCGCUGCCAAGACCGCGUUGAUGCUUAACGGCGGGACGCUGGACGGGGAGCACAUCUCUGUCCAGUCCGACCAGGUGCACGAGGAUCCUGUCGAGCACCCCACUGCGCCCGUUGAGAUACACACGCCCCAACAGGAAGACAAGCCUCGCGCGGGUAUCGCGGCCGAGUACUUGGCAAAGGGGUACAUCCUUAGCGACCAGAUCCUCCAGCGCGCGAUCGACAUUGAUGCCAAGCAAGGUAUCUCCCACCACUUCAUUGCCUAUCUCAACUCCCUCGACCACAACCUCGGCGAGCGCCUUGUCGGACACGAGAAGACCAUUUCCGGCCACGUGCAGUCCUAUGUCGAUGCGGGCGCUGCCAGGGCUCGGGAAGUGGACGAGAAGCACGCCCUGACUAGGCAGGCGACCGACUACUACACCAAGGCAAUCAGCAGCCCGUGGGGGAAGAAGGUGCACGAGUUCUACACCACCACCUCCAAGCAAGUUCUCGAUAUCCACGAAGAGGCAAAGCGGAUCUCCGAGACGCACAAGGCUUCCCAGACCCCGCCUACUGCUCCUGUCCCUGCUGCUGAGCCCAUUGGCGCCCCCGCCCCGGAGAAGAUAUGAGACGUGUAACUGAAUAUGAAUGAAGGAAGAUUUGUGUUUGGGCCCCCUGUAUGGAUAGAAAAUGAAUAAUCUGUAUGGGCA